CUCAGCCAUCAUGGCUCCCAGUCUUUGCUGGAGGAUGGUUGCUGGUGUCUAUGGGAGUGGAUUCUUUAGUAGCUUUGUUCAAACAGUUGCUUGUUUUAAUCUCUACUAUUGUGGGCCAAAUGUCAUUCGUCAUUUUUUCUGUGACAUUCCUCAGAUCAUUCCCUUGUCUUGCUCUGAUCCCUUCAUCAACCAGCUGGUUCUUUUCCUGGAAGCUGUUAUUGUUGGAUUUGGCUCUUUCCUUAUUAUUCUCUUAUCCUAUGUAUUCAUUGCAGUUUCUAUCCUGAAAGUGGCCUCAUUCAAAGGCUGUGUCAAGGCAUUCAAGACAUGUGGAACCCACCUGGCAGCAGUAACUCUCUUCUAUGGCACAGUCUUCUCUGUGUACAUGCACCACAGCUCUCAGCACUCCACAAAGCAAGACAAGAUGCUGUCUGUGGUCUAUACCAUCCUCAUCCCCAUGGUAAACCCUCUGAUCUAUAGCCUGAGGAACACUGAGAUCAAGGAGGCCCUCAAGAGAGUGCUGAAGAAGGCAGCACAUUUACCUCAGAAAGCAUAGCAUCUGUGCAGGUGCCAUCCUUAAUAGGAAUUCAGGAGUGAAAACAUUGAGGAGUCCUUCUCUAGACCUUUCA
Mus pahari (shrew mouse) is the source of this 626-nucleotide messenger RNA. Its product is annotated as olfactory receptor 1440-like. Gene Ontology annotation, biological process: sensory perception of smell; G protein-coupled receptor signaling pathway. Bases 11 to 553 code for a protein of 180 amino acids. The record is from RefSeq and is a predicted model, not a curated record. The transcript has a single exon. Lineage: Eukaryota; Metazoa; Chordata; Mammalia; Rodentia; Muridae. Gene Ontology annotation, cellular component: membrane. Gene Ontology annotation, molecular function: odorant binding; olfactory receptor activity.